Molecule: messenger RNA, 4369 nt
Organism: Scleropages formosus (Asian bonytongue)
Lineage: Eukaryota; Metazoa; Chordata; Actinopteri; Osteoglossiformes; Osteoglossidae
Product: protein APCDD1
Exons: 5
Coding region: 503-2140 (545 amino acids)
Biological process (GO): negative regulation of Wnt signaling pathway
Cellular component (GO): plasma membrane
Molecular function (GO): Wnt-protein binding
Source: RefSeq, a predicted model, not a curated record
GAUUGCCCACCGCGUCGCUCCUCCUCCAGUCCCCAGCGCUCCGACUUGGUUCAUUGAAGCGGAGACGCGCAGGCAGCGGGUACGCGCACAAGGGCGAGCGCGCCUCACCGCACCGCACCGCACCGCACCGCACCGGAGCCCCGGCCGCCCGGAGAACAACAUGUAACCUCAGCACUGCGGGCUGCUCUUCCGCCGAAGCCCCGAAUCCGAGCAGAACCGCGGUCAUCUUCGGUCCUGCACGUGAGGCCGUGUAUGUACUGAUCUGAUGUAGUGACUGAUCGCUGUUGUUUCUCGGCGGACGAAGUUCACACGUGACGCUCUGCACGUGAACGAGCCGGUGUGUCCCGCGCUCCUGCGGCCGCUGAUGAGGCCGAAACACCGCUGACAGGGAUCAUCAUCAUCAUCAUCAUGUAACCGGGGGAAGUGUUUGACGGGGAGCUCGGCGACAGCAGCAGCAGCAGCAGCAGCAGCAGACCGGUAAACUCCGGUAAACUAAGUGCUCAUGUGGAGUGUCGCGCGCACACCAGUUGGAGAGAAGCACGUGGAACGCAGUAAACACAGUAAACAAAGUGAAGUCAAAAUGAUGCUUUCGGUCCUCGCGGAGAUGCACAUGAUCAUGUGUUUGUCCCUGCUGCUUGUCAUCUCUGGUGCUGGUGAAGGAUCCUCCCUGCACAUCCCUGACGGCAGGUCCAACCCCCUGUCCCUGGAGAAGAACUUUGGACGCCACGCCAAGGACUCCCAGUGUCACCACAUGCUGAAGCAUCUGCACAACGGGGCGCGGAUCACCGUGCAGAUGCCCCCCAACAUCGAGGGCCACUGGGUGUCCACAAGCUGCGAGGUGCGGCCCGGCCCGGAGUUCAUCACGAGGUCCUACCGGUUCCACAACAAUACGUUCAAGGCCCACCAGUUCUACUACAGGGACAACCACUGCACCACGCCCACGUACACCCUGGUGAUCCGGGGCAAGCUGCGCCUGCGCCAGGCGUCGUGGAUCAUCCGCGGCGGCACCGAGGCCGACUACCAGGUGCAGCGCACCCAGGUGGCGUGUCACAGCGAGGCCGUGGCCACGGAACUGAGCCAGCGGCUCAACCAGAGCUGCCGCGGCCAGGGCGCGGGAGCCGUGGGACCCCCGGGACCCUGGGAGCCCCACGCGCUCUACGAGCUGUGGAGCGACGCCGCGGGCGGCUGCGACUGCUCCCGGGGCCUCAACUUCGCGAUGCACGAGCUGCAGCUGCUGCGCGUGGAGAAGCAGUACCUGCAGCACAGCCCGGAGCACCUGGUGGAGGAGCUCUUCCUGGGCGACGUGCACACGGAGAGCGCCCAGAGGAUGUACUACCGGCCCUCCAGCUACCAGGCGGCGCUGCAGAACGCCAAGAAUCACGACCACGCGUGCAUCGCGUGCCGAAUCAUCUCCCGCUCCGACGAGCAGCGCCCCCCCAUCCUGCCCCCGCGGGCCGACCUGGCGGUGGGGCUGCACGGCCAGUGGGUGAGCCAGCGCUGCGAGGUGCGGCCGGAGGUGCUCUUCCUCACGCGCCACUUCGUCUUCCACGACAACAACCGCACGUGGGAGGGCCAUUACUACCACUACUCGGACCCCGUGUGCAAACACCCCACCUUCACCAUCUACGCCAGGGGGCGCUACAGCCGCGGUGUGCACUCCGCCAAGGUCAUGGGAGGAACGGAGUUCGUCUUCAAAGUGAACCACAUGAAGGUGAAGCCGAUGGACCAGGCCACCACCUCGCUGCUCAACGUCUUCAAUGGGAACGAGUGCGGCGCCGAGGGCUCCUGGCAGGUGGGCGUGGAGCAGGACGUCACCCCGACCGACGGCUGCGUGGCGCUGGGCAUCCGGCUGCCCCACACCGAGUACGAGCUCUUCCGCAUGGAGCAGGACAUGCGAGGACGCUACCUGCUGUACAACGGCCAGCGGCCCAGCGACGGCUCCAGCCCCGACCGGCCCGAAAAGAGGGCCACCUCCUACCAAAUGCCCCUCGUGCAGUGCGCCGCCGACGGCCUCGGACCGGGGCUCGGCGGAGACGAUUCGGACCGGCCCCUCCGGCUCAACGGCGGGGGUGGACGGCGCCGCCCUGGUGGCCUGGUGGGCGUCGUCAUCCUUACGGGGCUUCUCUCGCAUCUCAACUGAGACAAGAUGCCCUUUGUCUCUGCAGCCUACAGUGGGAUGAAAAGGGGAGGAAGUACGCUCUUGGGCGGGGGGGAGGGGGGGCUCUGUCCUCAAAGGGACACUGUUUACUCGAUGCACUAGAACAUUUUGGAUGGCGCGCUCCUUUUUCCAUGCUUUGCAAGCAAGGGGUCAACCAAGAAGAGACGUGUCCUUUGAUGCUUCCUGUUUCAAGUCUGUCCAGCUGAGACACCGCAGCAAAUGCACUUUAACAGAGCACAUCUGACUACAGUGUGCGUGCGCGUGUUGCUUCAUGUACGUACACACACACGCACACACGCGUGUUGGAAGGGAGCUGUUCCGGGCUGAGCGCAGCCGGUUAGGACGUUGGGCAUUCAAAGUAUUUCCGUGCCGUGAACAGCAAAGACGGAUCGGGCGCCGUUUCGAGUCCUCCGCGGCGUCGCACGAAAGGAACUGGACAGUUGACGCUGAUAUAAGGGAAAGGGGACGCGUGGUGAGUGAGUGUGUGCGCGCGCACCUCACAUUUCAAAGUGCUCGUUUCCCUCAAGCUCACCCUCAUCGAGCAGUGUUUUCAAAAUGCUCGUGGCACAUUUUUCCAGUUUUACCCAGAAGGAAUUUGUACCCAGAACACUCCUCUACGCUACUUCUACAGGUUCGCUUCCGUCGUCUUGUACGAUUUCCGUCUUUUCCGCUCAUCGACGCUCCCUGUCCUCCUUCUUCCUACUGUUUUACAGCUUCCCUGCCCUUUUCCAAGGCGCCGCUCCUGUCGAGUGUCCCUAAAUGAACUCACACAGACGCAAGGUUCUUUCUUCCCCCAAACUCAGAGCCGACCUCAAACACACGUGUUCGGAGCUGGGUGUGAGCCGCACACGUGAAACGCACACGUGAAACGCUUGCGAUACGUGGCACUGCGACCGGUGUGCAUGCGUGUGUGUCUCUCGGCGUGAGGCCUGGCUGCUCUUUCCUGACAAAGAGUCCCGCCUCGGCAGUGGACGAGUGCUGUUGACAAGGUAACGGCACACUGGGGACAGUGGGGGGUCUGGUUAAAUCAAGUCAUCAUUAACCCCCCCCCCCGCACUCUUUUCCAUUCACCGUCUCUCACACACUCAGGGAACAGGUUGUCGUCCGAGAGGCCAUUUCUGACGACGUGUCGGACUCCGUCUCUCCAGGAACUGCAGGGUUUCUACACAUUGCAGGUGUCGGGCUUUGGUUCGACACAAAAAGAAGGAAAAAAAAAAUCUGCAUGCAUGGUUUUGUGCUCCAGUUCCAGAUUUUUUUAAGACUAAUUUAAACAGAAAACCUGAUUGACGAUGACAGACCUGCACCACAUCUUGUAAGGAUUAAAAUUUUCAGAUUAAGAAAUUAUUCAUUGUGGCAACUCGCGUGUGUAGUGGUUUGACUGCAGUUCACAUGAUGAAAACGAUCCUUUUCUUUAUCGCUGUUCAUUUCGCUUUAUUGUACGAUAGAAAAGCAACGUAUUCCCUGCCAGUAACAUCCAACACCUCAACUGUCUCAAAUUUCUUUGACUAUUUUGUCACAUUUGCAGCAUCAAGAAAACAUAGACUGCACUUCUUAAUCAUGUACGCUGUCGUAUUUUAUUGAGGGGGCCUCAGGGCCACCACCUUUACCUUUUGACCGGGGGGAGUUUACCGUACAUUUACCUGCUGGCACCAAGUUACCAGUUUGAUCCUAAUUAUUCACAGGAACCAAAACCUGCGAUUCUUCACACACCCAAAUAUCUGUGGGCAGGUGACGCAAAAAAUAAAUCAGUGUGAGAAGCCGAAGGCCGGAGGGGAAACGCUGAUGGGUUCGACGCCCAACAGUCUCAGCUGGGGAUUCAAGCACAGACCCUACGGGCACCUCAGUGCGGCUGGUGCAAGUUCGGGACAGCGACACAACGAGUCACGGGGACGCUGACGAAAAGACAGGCGACCAGCGAGGCGUGAAUGUGUGUGAGAGCGAGCGAGAGAGAGAGAGAGAGAGAGAGAGAAUGGAAGCCCCUCAGCAAACAUGUGUCUUGACAGUCUCCCAUCGCAGCCCAGUCUGCUCAAAGUCGGUCAGUUUGGGGAACAACCUUUUUACCACAGGAAGAGUGAAGACAGAAGCACACACACACAUUCAUGGGGAUGAUUCUUCAUCUGGACACUCUUGCCACUUGUAGGGUUUUCUUGACUGAUCCCUGCUGAGAAAACUGUACAUAAAGCAAUAAAAUGUUUUGGCAUUUCUUUUUUU